AUGAAUGCUUCCUUUGGCAAGAUUGAAACAGGUUAUGGUCCUGAUGAUCAAGCCUUUAUGAAGUAUCGUACUCAAUACCAUUUCAUUGCCCCUGUCAACUGGAUGAAUGAUCCUUCUGCUCCUUAUUUUGAUGGCCAACAUUAUCAUUUGUAUUAUCAACAUAAUCCUUAUGAUCAAAUCUGGGGGAAUAUGACCUGGGGUCAUGCUAUCAGUACCGAUUUACUCAAGUGGGAAGAUAGACCAUUUGCCCUUUAUCCUGAUGGACCUGAUGAUAAAUUGGGAGCGUUUGAUGGCACUGUACUUUUCGAGCAAGGAUAUCAAGGUCUUCCAACAUUGAUCUAUACAGCCGUGUCAGCUGGUGGCGAUACUUAUAUUCCUGGACAAGAAAAGCAAGUAUUAGCAGUGACAAAGGAUAACGGUGAUUCUUGGACACGUAUUCAACCUGUGAUAUCCAGCCCUCCUCGUCAAUUACCUGUCAAUGGAUUCCGUGAUCCUUAUCUUUUCCGUUCGUCUGAAUUUGACCAACUUCUCCAACUGAACAACAAAAAGAAUGAUUCUAUUUAUAUGACUGUUUCUUCUGGGGUGGAUAACAAGGGAGGUCGCUUAUGGUUAUAUCAUUCUAACAAUUGGAUUGACUGGGAAUUCCGUGGUCCUUUCUUAUCUCAUCCUGCUUAUCAUGUGGCAAACUCUGAUUUUUAUGGCAACGAUGGUAACAACUGGGAAGUCGCAAGUUAUUUUACAUUGAAGGAUCCUCUUGGACAAGAUGAUUGGCACGUGGCAACUUGGGGAAGUCAGAAGGGACGACAAGGCAUCAAUUUUGAUCAUUGGGCUCUCUGGACGGCAGGACAGCAUCUCUCAAUAUCACAACCUGACAAUGACGAAGUGGCAGCAACUACACCUCGUAUUGAAGAAACUAUGAGUGGUGUUUAUGAUUGGGGAAUCCUCUAUGCUCAGAUGAUGUUCCGUGAUACUAAAAAGGAUGGUCGAGCAUUGGUGGUUGGUUGGGUACAAGAUGACAUUAUUGAACCUGCAAAGAAUCCAGCACGUUGGAACGGAGUGAUGGGUGUGAUCCGUGAAGUCUAUAUUCAAAAAAUCGACGGUGUGUCUCCUCAAGAUCCUCUUUUACAACAAGGCUAUUCAAGUUACGUAUAUGACAAUACAACCAAGACAGUGCGUACCUUGGCUUCUCGACCUUUCUCAGAAAUGGAUUCUCUCCGUGGUCAGAAAUGGACAUUGGAUCAAAAUCAUCACCAUGACCUUUCCAAUUUUACUAUUCCUGUCAAGUCAAAACAUGUGGAAAUCGACGCUACCUUCAACAUACCUCUUGGUAUCAAGACUCCUUUGGACAUUGUCAUCCGUCAAUCUCAACAGGAAGAAACAAUCAUCAGCUACAUCCCCGAUAUUGGACAUAUUUGUAUCAACAGGACAUUAUCGACACUUCAGCCUAACAUAUAUCGCACAUCACCUGAAUCACAUGCUUUCCCACUUUUCCAACUUGAACAUAACAAACAUGGUGUGGUAUUGGAACCUUUACAUUUACGGAUAUUGGUUGACAACUCUCUGGUAGAAGUCUUUGCAAAUGAACGCACCACUAUCUCCACUCGUAUCUAUCCUACACGUGAUGAUUCUACUGGCAUGUCCAUUCGAUUACCUUCCAAUAUUACUGUCUCCAAACUGGAUGUUUACUCUAUUGAUUUCAAGGCCUGGGACCGUCCAUGA
Molecule: messenger RNA, 1719 nt
Organism: Halteromyces radiatus
Lineage: Eukaryota; Fungi; Mucoromycota; Mucoromycetes; Mucorales; Cunninghamellaceae
Product: glycosyl hydrolase
Exons: 2
Coding region: 1-1719 (572 amino acids)
Biological process (GO): sucrose catabolic process
Molecular function (GO): sucrose alpha-glucosidase activity
Source: RefSeq, a predicted model, not a curated record